Messenger RNA from Schizosaccharomyces cryophilus OY26, 2566 nucleotides. Its product is annotated as iron ion transporter. Gene Ontology annotation, cellular component: membrane. Gene Ontology annotation, biological process: monoatomic cation transport; transmembrane transport. Gene Ontology annotation, molecular function: monoatomic cation transmembrane transporter activity. The record is from RefSeq and is a predicted model, not a curated record. NCBI's taxonomy places the organism in Eukaryota, Fungi, Ascomycota, Schizosaccharomycetes, Schizosaccharomycetales, Schizosaccharomycetaceae. The coding region runs from base 411 to 1610 and encodes 399 amino acids. The transcript has 3 exons.
AACUGCUUUUGAAAGAAAACGACUCCUACGAACUGUCAGAAGCAGGAUUUAAUUGGAAUUUUUAGUGGCAUCUAUUACUUGUUAAAGCUGAUCCCUUAAAAUACAUACCUUCGCUUUCAAGGUCUGUAAUAAGACACUGACGUCCCUUUGUUUGGCGUAGAACUCUUCAUGAAAAGUCAUUCAGUUCACAUUUAUAUUGUUUAAUUGAUUUUUUUCUAAAUAUUUAUUUGAGAAGAAAUUAUAACGAUUGCCUGUGUAACAAGACAUAUUUAUUAUAGAAACGAAAGGAAGACGAAAAUUAUCACACUCAGGAAGAAUACGAAGUGCUUAUUUAUGAUACCUUUCUAGUGUUAAACGCCUCAAAUAAAGGAUUGUUCAUACUGUGAAUUCCAGCAAUUGAGCUUCCAAAGAUGUUUCCACGUACUACCAAAACGUUUGCUUUGAGAGGUUGUUCUGGCGCUUUAACGAAAGAAUCUUUCACAAAAUACUCUUCUUCUAUAUACCGACCUUGGUUCUUUUGCCGUCAACAUGGACUUUAUCCUCAUACUCAUGAGCAUAAUCACGAAGAUGAGAAAAACUACUUCGAGCUUGUCAAAGCAUUGAAACAAAAAAAGCAAACACCCGAAGUGAAAUUGACCUGGUGGGGUUUAUAUAGUAACAUAGCAUUAAUGGCUGCUAAAGGAACCGGCGGAUUGGCUCUACAAUCAAAUAUAUUGCUUGCUGACGCGGCCCAUCAACUAGGAGACAUGAUUUCAGAUUUGGUGACUUUGUUUACUUUGAAAAUUUGUAAUAAGAAACCAACUCGAGACUAUCCAACAGGAUUUGGAAAAUGGGAAACUUUAGGGACUUUUAGUGUUUCUGGUUUACUCCUUGCUGUAUCAGUAGGAAUUGCAAACUCUUCCGUGAGUCGCUUGUAUACCAUGUUUUUUCAAGAUUCGGUUUCGCACAACGCCGUGGAUGGAGCAGCUACGAGUACUCAUAUAGGACAUUCGCACGAUUAUUCCGAGUUAAUUUUACAGCAUCCUUUCAUAGCAAUUGGAAUAGCUCUUGGAAGCGUUGUUCUGAAGGAGUGGCUGUUUCAAAGAACAAAAGAAGUUGCAAAACUAACGGGCUCAAAUUUAUUGAUCGCCAAUGCAUGGCAUCACCGUGCGGAUGCAUUGACUGGCCUAGUAUCUCUCAUUGCACUUUCCGGAGCAUAUUUUUUGAAAGCGCCAUGGUUAGAUCCUCUUUUUGGGUGCUUAGUCAGUAUAGUCGUCUUUCGAGCUGGUUUUAAAUCUUCAAGUAAAGCUUUCCAUCAGAUACUUGACAAAGCUCCAUCCACAAAGUUGCAAACAACUGUUGUUGAUGUUCUAUCUAAAAAAGCAAAUUUUCCUCAUAAAGUUGCUAUGACUUUGGGAAAUACUCAUGCGAUUCAUGUCAUUUUGUCAAUGGCACCAGAUUUAACAAUUCAAGAGUCAUCAAAGUUGGCGAAAUCGGCUGAACAAAUUAUACUAGAUGCCAUGCCCGCUCUUUCAAGCUGUAUCGUUACACCUCUCUCUUCCACAUCAGAUCAAAUCCAAGAUUGGAAGAAAUUGGGGCCUGUACCAGAGCAUCAUGAACACACUCACUAAAAACAUAGAGCUAGGCACAUUUAUUUUUUGCUGAAGAAAUACUACUUUGUAGAAAACAAAGUUGAUUGUUUAAAGAAACUUAAAACAUGCAACUCACCGUGAUACAAUCAUACACAGAAAUUCUAUAUGUUUGCUAUUCAGAAUACAAUGUCAACCGCAGCAGGUUGUAUAAUUAUAGAAAAAGAACGACAUGCUCAUAAUUUAAAGAGCUUUCUAUGAAAACUUUUCUAUCCUAACAAAGGGAAGAGUGAAGUUUUUUCGUAUGUUCUUGACGUUUGGAUCAUCAAUAACCCAACUCCAGGUAUAUAGUUUCAAAACUAUACAAAGGAAAGAAACUUCUUUCUUGAAUAAAGGAGAAAUCCAAAAACCACCAAUAUUAUUGUUCUUAUUUUUUCUUAAAUAACUUUAUUAAUAUGCCACACAUUCCAUUAGAUGAGUUCAGAAACGCUCCAAUCCUCAUAACUUCCAUCAGGUAAAUAGCGACGGACCAAAAGGGGAAUCUUCUUUUGUGCAAGUUCUUUCAUGGCAAUCUGCAAUGGAUCUGUUUCGCCUUCCAAAUCCACUAAAACAGGAGCAUUCAUACUAUACAUUCUGGUUAGUUUUCUGGGAGAAUAACUAUAUGAAAAAUCACAAGGAUUGUUUCCAUUUGAAAGAACAUGUUUCUAUACACAGGUCAAAGGUAGUAGAAUGCCAGCAGCUUCACUGAUGCAUUUUCUCAGUUCCAACCAUUCAUAAUUCCAUUUUUAUUCUUUCGCCUUGAUUGCUAUACUUACCUGAUCUGUAAGGCACGGGUACCCAAGAUACGAGCACGCUCGUAUUUAGUCAUGUAUGGCGUUGUCAUACGUUUUUCUUUUUCAACGGCUUUGGAAGGAGGACCAACACGGCUACUGGCAACGUCUUCUGACAAUAUUGCAGUGGAUUCUCCUCCUAAACCGCCAUUUUGUUGUUCGCCAUUU